AUGAUGCACAACAUCGGCGCUGUCUUUCUCCUCUUGGCGUCCAUGGUCGACGCCAAGGGCCUCGACACGAUCCUCUCCAAGGCCACGUUCCAGAAGCUCUUCCCGAACGCGCUGCCCAUCUACCAGUACGAAAACAUGAUUGCCAUGUCCCAAAAGUACCCGGCCUUUGCCAACACGGGCAACGACGACGUCGACAAGCGCGAG
Saprolegnia diclina VS20 is the source of this 204-nucleotide messenger RNA. RefSeq lists its product as hypothetical. Lineage: Eukaryota; Oomycota; Saprolegniomycetes; Saprolegniales; Saprolegniaceae. The record is from RefSeq and is a predicted model, not a curated record. The annotation marks the transcript as partial. The transcript has a single exon.